This is a messenger RNA of Monopterus albus (swamp eel), 731 nucleotides long. It is a transcript of the gene prlh2, whose product is annotated as prolactin releasing hormone 2. The coding region runs from base 193 to 561 and encodes 122 amino acids. The record is from RefSeq and is a predicted model, not a curated record. Lineage: Eukaryota; Metazoa; Chordata; Actinopteri; Synbranchiformes; Synbranchidae. The transcript has 3 exons. Gene Ontology annotation, molecular function: hormone activity.
UAUAUAAGCUGGAGUACACUGUUAGGGUGAUUUUCAUUUUUAGAUAGAAGAACACGCCUCACAACACCUGCUAAACAGUAACAACCUCAGACCUCUGCCAGCUGACCUCAACCUGUUACCAAAGUUCAGGGUGUCUGUUUUCACUCAUUGGCGUCGCUCGGUCCUCUUUAGUGCCUUGAGCGACUGCACAGCAUGCUGCCUGGGAGAGCGGCUGAUGUCCGGCUCUGCGUCCUGACGCGCCGCUGGCUGCCCGCAGCUCUGGCGCUGCUCCUCCUCAUCUCCUUCAGCCUCAGCAGCGCUCACAGCACCACGGUGGAGCACGACUUCCACAUUGUCCACAAAGUCGACAACAGAAGUCCAGAGAUAGACCCAUUUUGGUAUGUGGGGCGUGGGGUGAGACCCAUUGGGCGUUUUGGGAAGAGACACAGCAGUGUGGAGGCUCUGGGUAGCAGUGGGAUGCAGCCUGUCGUCAGGAUGGUGGCGCUCCUCCUCAACAGCUUCAGAAACAAGGAGAAUCUCAGGAAAGUGCUGGAGGGGGAGGACAGAGAUUGGUUACCAUGACAACUUCUGAACAUCUUUAUUUUUUAUUUUGAGGUUAUUUAUUGUUUUGCUCCAGCUCUUCACUGUAUUUCUCUCUGCUGUCUGUAAUAAGAGCUUGGUUAAUGGGAUCCUCAGUAAACUCCCUUUCCAAAUGUAUCUGUACAUAAAAUGUAUUCUAUAUUGAUUAAUAA